AAAGUGUCAAAUAGGUCGAAGAAAUCAAAGAACUUAUCCGAGAUAUCAAUGUCAAUAUCUCCGACAUUGAGGAACUCCAUGGCGCUUCCAUGAUCAACAUUAGUGAAGAGCAAAUGUCAGAAAACAACUAUCGCUUGGAGCAGUUAAGCAAAAAAACGACAAAGCUGAACAAUGAAGCGAAAAAGAAGAUUAAAGCGCUUGAAUUGAGUAAUGCCCGCCUUCCUGCAUCCUCGGGUGAUCGCCCGAUGCGUGUGACGCAGCACGCAGCACUGAAGAAGCGGUUCAUCGAAACGAUCCAAAGAUAUCAGGAUAUUGAACGAACUUAUCAACAGAAAUACCGUCAGAGAGUGGAACGUCAAAUCCGCAUCGUGAAACCAGACGCUACGCCCGACGAAAUUGAACAGGUCCUUGAUUCGGAUGAAGCACCUCAAAUCUUUGCACAAUCGCUCAUGAACACAAACCGUUCUGGUCAUGCAAAUGCUGUGCUUAAUGAAGUCCAGUCGCGUCAUGAUGAUAUCAAAAAGAUCGAAAAGACCAUCCUGGAACUGCAUCAAUUAUUCGUGGACAUGCAAAUGAUGAUUGAGCAACAAGGAGAGGUGCUGACAAACGUUGAACAGCAGGUGGAAUCGACGGUUGUUGACCUGGAGCAGGGCAAUAAGGAUGUUGAGAAAGCUAUUGGCAGUGCCAGAGCUACCCGUGCGAAAAAAUGGUGUUGUUUUGUCAUUGCAAUUAUUAUCCUGGUGGUGAUUGCUAUUCUUGUAUGGUGGUUCGCAUUCGAUCAUCCUGGCGUUAAUUAGACCUGCCCCCCUCUUGUCCCUCUCACUCUCUCACUCUCUUUUCCCCCUCAUUUCGUACUCACACGCAUCUCUAUUCUUCUUUUAUUACUUACACCCUAAAAAUUCAUGUAUAGUUUUUUUUUAUUUAUUGAUUUUUGUACAAG
Messenger RNA from Zychaea mexicana, 940 nucleotides. Its product is annotated as t-SNARE. Lineage: Eukaryota; Fungi; Mucoromycota; Mucoromycetes; Mucorales; Lichtheimiaceae. Bases 90 to 797 code for a protein of 235 amino acids. Gene Ontology annotation, cellular component: endomembrane system; SNARE complex; plasma membrane. Gene Ontology annotation, biological process: intracellular protein transport; vesicle fusion; exocytosis. Gene Ontology annotation, molecular function: SNARE binding; SNAP receptor activity. The record is from RefSeq and is a predicted model, not a curated record. The transcript has 6 exons.